Molecule: messenger RNA, 4741 nt
Organism: Danaus plexippus (monarch butterfly)
Lineage: Eukaryota; Metazoa; Arthropoda; Insecta; Lepidoptera; Nymphalidae
Product: ribonuclease 3
Exons: 19
Coding region: 217-4539 (1440 amino acids)
Biological process (GO): primary miRNA processing; rRNA processing; regulation of gene expression
Cellular component (GO): nucleus
Molecular function (GO): double-stranded RNA binding; ribonuclease III activity
Source: RefSeq, a predicted model, not a curated record
UUUAACUAUAAUUGACAUUUGUUUUCUAAACAACCGGGAUAUUAAUAAUUUUAUUAUCCCAAACAAUAUAGUGAGUUUAAAAAAGUAAAAAUGAUCUAAAUUAAAACAAACUCUAAUGUAAUUAUUAAAAGUAAGUGUUCGUGUUAAUCUCGAAUAAUUAAAAGCCAAAGAAAGAUCAGUAUGUGAACCGUGAUGUUUUCUUAAUUAAAGUGGGAAAUGUCUGUUCCACCAGUAGACUUUACAGUGCCACCUCCUCCUUUUAGUCUGCCUCCACCAAGAGCGUCAAUCCCCAGUGGCAGCAAUCAUGUCCCAGUAUAUAACCAACAUCCACCUUACUUUCCAUCCUUUCAAGGCAUGCUUCCACCACCAUCUCCAGGACCGUCUAAUUAUGGCAUGCCCACACCAUCAACUUCAAAUACUUCUUAUAACACACAAGCCUCAGCCAGUCUGAAUCAACAAUAUUAUGGUUCAUCAAACUAUUCAUAUCAAGAUAGAAAUUACCACCAACCAAGACAACAACCACAUAGAUGGACUGGUUACAACAAAUCUUUACCUUCAGAGCCUUCUACUAGCAAUUAUAAUAAUGCAAGAAGUAAUGUGUCACAUUAUGAUAAACCUAGCACUAGCAUGUCACGUUAUGGUGAACCAAGUACAAGUGUGUCACGUUAUGAUAGACCAAGUACUAGUAUGUCAAAUUAUGAUAAACCAAGUACAAGUACAUCUCAUUAUGAUAAACCAAGUACAAGCACAUCAUGUCACGAUAAACCAAGUACUAGCACAUUACAUGAUAGGCCAAGUACUAGUGUGUCACAUGAUGACUAUUACAAAAAACCAAGAGAUGUUACUGGUGAAAGGACAUACAGUAAUAGAUCAAGGGAUAGUCUAUCCAGUUCCAGACAUCAAAAUGAGCCAAGUCGUAGUUAUGACAGGGAAAGUAGGGAAAGGGACAGACCGAGGUACAGACGAUCUAGGAGUCCCAGCCAUAGUCACAGCUACUAUGACAGAAGUCCGUCUCGGCAUCGAGAAAGAGACAAUCGCUAUACCGAUGACAGACAUAGAUAUGAUUAUAAGAAAAGAGAUUACCGAUCCAAAAGUCCAAGUUAUAGGGAUCGUAGAAGUCACAGUCGUGCAUAUGACAGCCAAGAUGGGAGGUCUAGAUCUUAUUACCGUGAAUCUCAUUCACGUAGUCGAACCAGGGAAGUCUCACCUCGAUCUAGAAGCACAACUUCAAAACCUUUGACGGAUCGAGAAAAAAUUCUCAACGAUUAUAGGAAGAACUAUUGUAGGACUUCUGAGGAUUUGAUAAAAAAAAUGGAACAGUGGUCAAAGGAGCAUAAUUCUGAUGACGAAGAAGUGAGUAGUGCGUCACCUAAAAUGUGGUAUAGGAGCUCUCCCGCGGAAUUGUAUUACAAACCUGGCGAGAACAAUGUGGGAGUAGAACAAACAUCGAAAUUACAAAAGAUAUGUGAAACGUUCUUCAAAACGCUCAUUGAAAGAGGUAGGAAUGCGAGACCAGAGGUCGAUGAACUACCACCUAUGAAGCCUUUGAAGGCUAAGAUAUGCAAGCAUAAAGCAGAUGGUGCUAGUUCAUCAUCUUCAGAGAGUGAUGGAAGUAUCGAUGAAGACGGUCUUCAGGGUUACACCGAUAUUAUAAUGAUGGAAUUACAAAGAAAACAGAGUCAUCCAAGGAGACUUCACCCAGAAUUAUGGUUCAACAACAGCGGUGAGAUGAACGGUGGUCCGUUGUGCCGUUGUAGCGUCCGAGCUCGCAGACAGGGGAUCAGGCACGGAGUAUACGCCGAAGAAGAAAAGUUCAAAAAAUGUGUCCCGACAGCAAGUAACAUCGAGAAACUGUUUCACUACCGUAUUACAGUGUCGCCACCAACAAACUUUCUCAUUAAAGCACCUACAAUCAUCGGUCAUGAUGAGCACGAAUUCCUAUUUUCCGGUUUCUCAAUGUUCUCCCACUACAAGUUGGCUAAACUACCUAAAUGUAAGGUGAUAAGGUUCAAUAUUGAAUACACCAUACUGUAUGUCGAAGAACCGGCGCCUCAAAACUUUACAAUACAGGAAUUGGAACUGUUUGAGGAAUUUCUGUUCACUGAAUUAUUGGAAUUGGUCGACCUAGACCUUGGCAAGGCCACAGAAGAUUCGUGUUCUCAAUUCCACUUCAUGCCGCGGUUCGUCAGAUACCUGCCGGAAGGUGGAUGCGAGGUGCUGUCAAUGUGUGAAGUCCUCAAAUACUUGAUAUCCGAGAGCGGUCUCCUGGUACCUCCUGAUAUGUUGCAUGACUUCCACAGUAUGGAGCACUAUAGCUGGCAGAAGUUCGUUGAUAGGAUCAAAGGUAUGAUAGUGACGUAUCCUGGUAAGAAGCCGUGUUCCGUGCGCGUGGAUCAACUGGAUCGCAGUCCACCAGCCAGUGACCCCUCACACAGGAACUACUACCCUGAGAUCGUGCACUUUGGUAUACGACCGCCGCAGCUCAGCUACGCUGGAAACCCGGAAUAUCAAAAGGCAUGGCGUUUCUACGUGAAAUAUCGUCAUCUAAUAGCAAAUAUGGCGAAACCUUCGUACAAGGAACGUCAGAAGCUGAUCGCCAAGGAGGCCAAGUUACAGGAGAUGAGGACUCAGAGUAAGAUGAAGAGAGACGUCACAGUGGCCAUAUCAUCAGAAGGAUUCCAUACAACCGGACUCAUGUGUGAUAUUGUACAGCACGCCAUGUUGAUUCCGGUACUAGUAAGACAUCUUCGUUUCCAUAAGUCACUGGAGAGUCUGGAGAAGAAAAUAGGUUACACGUUCAAACAGAAAAUGCUUCUGCAAACGGCGCUGACGCACCCCUCGUAUAGGGAGAAUUUUGGCACAAAUCCCGACCACGCUAGGAACAGUUUGACGAACUGCGGGAUAAGACAGCCGGAGUACGGUGAUAGAAGAAUACACUAUACUAGAAAGAAGGGCAUCGUGACCCUCAUCAACAUAAUGUCGAGGUUCGGCAAGCACAGCGAGACCGAGUCCGAGAUCAAACACAACGAGCGGCUCGAGUUCCUCGGAGACGCCGUGGUAGAGUUCAUAUCUUCCAUACACCUGUUCAAAAUGUUCCCCGGACUGGCCGAGGGCGGACUCGCCACCUACAGGGCUUCCAUAGUACAGAACCAACACUUGGCUCAACUGGCUAAGAAUAUUGGUUUGGAGCACUACAUGUUGUACGCCCACGGGUCAGACUUGUGUCGCGAAGUCGUCAUGAGACACGCGAUGGCUAACUGCUUCGAAGCUCUCAUGGGAGCGCUUUUCCUUGACGCGGGAAUCGAGGUGACGGAUAGAGUAUUCGGUCUGGCGUUAUGGUAUCAUGAGCCGGAGCUGUUGGAGGUGUGGUGUAAGGAGAGACCUCACCCGCUACAAGACCAAGAGCCGCUCGGGGACAGGAAAUAUAUCAAAGAUUUCGAGUUCCUACAGAAGUUGACCAAGUUUGAGGACUCCAUAGGCGUACAAUUCAAACACAUCCGUCUCUUGGCGCGCGCGUUCACGGACCGGUCCGUGGGCUUCACUCACCUGACGCUAGGCUCCAACCAGAGGCUGGAGUUCCUCGGAGACACCGUGCUGCAGCUGGUGGUGUCGGAGAGACUCUACAAGUACUUCCCUGAUCAUCACGAGGGACAUCUGUCGCUCCUCCGAUCGUCUCUCGUCAACAACCGCACUCAGUCCAUGGUGUGUGACGACCUUAAUAUGUCUGAAUACGCGAUCUACAACAACCCCAAGGCCAAACCCACCACCAAGAAACAUAAGGCGGACCUGCUGGAAGCGUUCCUCGGGGCCUUGUACAUUGAUAAGAACCUGGAGUACUGCCAGGUGUUCUGUAACGCGUGCCUGUUCCCGAGACUCCAGGAGUUCAUCAUGAACCAGGACUGGAACGACCCCAAGUCCAAGCUGCAGCAGUGCUGUCUCACACUCCGCUCCGUGGAGGGAGGGGAGCCUGACAUACCUGUCUAUAAGGUGAUAGAGUGUUUGGGCCCAACGAACACUCGCGUGUACACCGUGGGCGUGUAUUUCCGCGGAUCUCGCCUCGCCGCGGCCCGCGGACACUCUAUACAGGAGGCGGAAAUGAAUGCCGCUGAAGAAGCUCUGAACUCAGCACAGGAAUUAUUCCCUCAACUGGACCACCAAAAACGUGUGAUAGCGAAGAGCAUGAGGAAAAAGAAGAACAAAUUCAACGACCGCGCGAAUCAGACGCAGAUAGAGGCUGUUCUUAAGAGGAAACGUAUGGAGGAGGUCGUCCCCAAGGCGUACCAGCCCGGCGGGCUGGAGGAGGAGCAGUCGGACGAGAGCGUCCAUGAAGCCUCGGAUACGGAAAUACCGGAGGAUAGAAACUCAAAUGACGAUUCCGGUUUAGACAGCGACUCGGAAGUGACGAAUGAUAAUCUAGAGAACGUUCAGGUCAGCAGUCUCCUGAGCGACAUGGAGAAGAUGAAGGCGGACCUGAUCAGGCGAAACGAAUACGACAAGCUCAAGGAGAAGUGCAAGAGAUCGGACUCCGACGACGAUUAGUAUAAGCGGAAACCUAUUUUAAGAUUAUUUCCUAUAUGUGUUUUUUUUUGUGCUUUGUGUAAAUUCUUUCCUAUCGCUGUUCGAACAUAUUAAAUAUGUAAAGCUUUCGAUGUGUCAAGUAUGAAUGGUUCUAGGUAACGGAUCUCUUGAAAUAAAAUGCAUUUCAUUAAUACCUACCAGUAGAAUAAACUUGGUGUCCAAA